AUGGGCCAUAGUCGAACCAGGGUGUCUUCAGAUAGAUGGAUAAUAGCCUUUCUUGUGGUCUUCGGGAUUAUCCUUCUGCGCAGCUGCUGCUUCGCCUCAUGGAUGUACCUGGGAGUUGCUUCCCUGGCCGGUUCUCUCCAUGACGACACCUGUAGCGAGGUCCCAGGUUUGGUACACGAGCAGUUACAGGUGUGCGAGAGCAACCCACAGUCUCUCCUUUGUAUCAGCGAGGGCGCCAAACGAGGCAUCCUUGAGUGUCAGAGCCAGUUUCGAUUUGAGAGGUGGAAUUGCAGCACCCAGAAAAACUACACAGUUUUUGGCCCAGUACUCAGAAAAGGUACUCGGGAGACCGCCUUCAUUUACGCCGUGCUGAGCGCUGGAGUGGUCCACGCUGUGACCCAAGCCUGUUCGGUUGGCAAUUUAACCGACUGCUCCUGUGAUAUGUCCAGGUACGGAGAAGCAGACGUGGAUGGGUGGAAGUGGGGAGGCUGUAGCGACAACGUCAACUAUGGCCUCUGGUUCAGCCGGACAUUUGUAGACGCUCCAGAGACCAUCUCCCAUCAGACGAGUCGAACCAUUCGCAGUCUGAUGAACCUACACAACAACGAAGUGGGCAGAAAG
Candidula unifasciata is the source of this 621-nucleotide messenger RNA. The record is from the annotation of a GenBank genome assembly. Lineage: Eukaryota; Metazoa; Mollusca; Gastropoda; Stylommatophora; Geomitridae.